This is a messenger RNA of Moneuplotes crassus, 1523 nucleotides long. Lineage: Eukaryota; Ciliophora; Spirotrichea; Euplotida; Euplotidae. The record is from the annotation of a GenBank genome assembly.
AACUAAGUUCAUGACUCAUUAUUAUGAGAAUCUUGAAAAAUUUCCUGUCAAAGCCGAUCCUCCCAAAGGAGCUCUGAAAGGAGUCCUUAAGGAUAUUUUUACUGCAAAGCCAAGGAGCUCUACAGAGCUUUUCAAAGAGUUUGAGAAGUGUUUACCCUUGACCACUCAUUGGCAGCAUCCUUUGUAUUUCUCAUUCUUUCCUGGUAAUAGUCCUCCUAGUGCGAUUUACGGAGAUAUGGCCAACACAGCGAUGAAUGAAGGAUUUAAUUUAACACCUGAUGUAACAGAGAAGCGAAACGUCGAAGUCGAACUGAAAGUAAUGGAUUGGGUUGCAGACCUCCUCGAUCUCCCUGAGUGAUACUUCCCUAAGAAUGGUGCUCAUGCUUUGAUAGCGAAUACUGCAGGUCAUACUUUUUUGCUGGCAAGUUUAGCUGCUAAGAAUAAAAUCCAGAUGGAGCAUUAUCCUAAUUCAAUUGUGAAUAAGCAAGUUGGAUACAUGACACCUAUCAGCAAUCUUGCAGUUGAGAGAUCAAUCAAGUUUAGCAACUUAAAGCUUCACCACAUCGAAUGCGAGAGGGAGGAUCACCUCGUUGAUGAAUUUCCUCUUAAAGCAGAGAGUAUUGAAAGAGAGUUCCAGAAAGAUAUUGAUAAUGGCCUCGUUCCCACAAUUUUCAUAACUUCGUUAGGCUCUACAGCUUCUUUAAGCAUUGAAAAUGUCAAAGAAAUCUCAAAAGCAUGCCAGAAGUAUGGUGUAUGGCUCCAUGUUGACUCAGCUCAAUUAGGAGUUUACGCAGCUUUGCCAGAACUUAGAUUUGUUCUUGAUGAUAUUGAGCUAGCAGAUUCGUUCACAACAAACGGACAUAAAUCUCUUGGAUGAGGUAUGGGUACAUCAUUCAUGUGGAUAAAACACCAAGAUUACCCAAAAUACAUGUCAUAUAAUUCAGAAUCAGGAGGCAAUAUCACAGCUUCAUCAGCAGCAUCAGCCACUAACUCUGACGAACUCCCAAUCUCUUCAACUCAGCCCUCACCAGAACCCUAUAGAUCAGACGUAUUCAUAACCGGGCCUUCCAAGAACAGAGCUAUCAGGACCAUGAUCCACUUACUUUCCUUAGGAAAGAAGGAGAUUAAGGAUCAUUUAACUACCACUCUGGUCUUGGCUGACUACUUCAGGGAGCUUAUGGCGGCAGACGAGAGAUUUGAGUUGAUGGAAACCAAGAACAAGUUCCCUCUGGUCAUGUUCAGACUUAAGGGAUUUACGAAUGAUGAAAAUCACGAUUUCCUCAAUCUUGUCAUGAAGGACAAUAAGAUAUUUGUAGUUAGCUCUUCAAUUCAAACAACAUAUUCUGAUGACAAAGAAAGUGAUGACCAAGAUUCUGAGGUGAUGUUCAUCAGACUGAACGUCGGAACAUUGACACAUGAAAAGAAACAUAUUCUUCAAGCCUUCACUCAUAUCCAAGAUUGUGCAGCAGAGUACCUCGGUGACAAGCAAUAGAUAAUUUAUUGUCUCAACUGAUUCAAUUGAA